GCAUAGAUAUCAAGGCAGCUGGUAAUAGGUCUCCUGAUGACUUAAUAACAUUUUCAGGAACCAGUCAAGCAUCCCCUCACGUCGCUGGAACAGUUGCUUUGAUUAUUGCAUCUAGCGGAAAUAGAUCUCCUGAUGAAAUGAAGCAAUUCCUCGACAAAUUAUCUACAAAAAAUGUAGUAAAGGGCGAUCUUAAGGGUUCUCCAAAUAGAUUUAUACGUGUUCCACAUCCUUAA
Molecule: messenger RNA, 233 nt
Organism: Racocetra persica
Lineage: Eukaryota; Fungi; Glomeromycota; Glomeromycetes; Diversisporales; Gigasporaceae
Source: the annotation of a GenBank genome assembly